GAAGAACGAGCGAGAGAGCGCUUCCGCUACCGGUAUAUACUCGAUCACCUGGCAUCAGUUCGAAGGACACCUUCUGUGUUCGUUUGUGUUCCGAAGAGAGUGGACAUUAACGAUUUCUAGAGAAGAGGAGAAAUAUAUCCAUUACAAGUGCUAUGUUGAAAUUUCUUAAUCGCGAUGAGAAAAACGCACCGUUUUUGUUGUCUACGGUAAUAAUAAGUAAAUUGAUUGAAACGCUUUAAAUUGACUGAAUAUUGGAGUGACCAAGUUUGAGUUAGAAAUUUAUUAUAGUGCGACUGUGUGAAUAGAUUCCGGUGAACCGGAUUAACUAAUUAAGAAGGAUGAAGGGAUGGUUCGACGCCUUUCGCAGCGAUGGUGGCCCGACUCUUUACAGCUACAGCAAUCGCACUCCCGUGACAGGUGACGUGCCCCUGGUCAUCAUAUUCGUGAUAUUCGGUACCUUGUUCACGGCAUUUCUAGUCAUAUUCCCGGGUAUCAGGAAAGAGCGGUUAACCACAUUUCUCACGGUUACCAUGAGCCUCUUCGUGGGUGCGACGAUUCAAGUGGCGCAAUACGGUUCAUCCUGGCAUACGAGCACCGCCACCAUUGUUAGCUCUUACAGCGCUUUCUCCAGGCACAAGGCGAUGGCCGAUAUCGGCGGUUACAUCGGCUUAAUGCACAUCAAUAUAACGUACAAGCUAUUGCCAGAAAAUGAGCAGACAAACAGCGAUGUCGAAUACAAUGAACGCUUUUGGUGGCGGAGUUCUGGCGAAAUGACUAGCGCUUUCAAACAAGCCCUUUAUCAGGGCGCACCAUUUCCUAUCGUUUCUCUGGCAGAAUAUUUUAGCCUCCAUCAAGAGGGUUUCUCCUGGGGCUCGCAAUAUCGCGAAGCUGGAUAUUACGCUUCGAUAAUGCUAUGGACCUCCUUCGCUUCGUGGCUGAUGAUGAACUUAUUGCUCAUGGUAGUGCCCCGAUACGGAGCAUACAGCAUGAUCCUCACAGGACUGUGUAUGCUGUUAACGAACUUGAUUUACACGUCUCUUCUACCAUGUGAGCCUCUAAUAGCUCAUAUAGACGGCUCGAUUCUCUCUUUCAAUUUCGGUUGGAAUUACUGGUUGGUGCUAUCGGCCGGUGCCGCAUGCCUCUUGGCAGGAAUCGUGAUAACGGCUAUAGAUAUGAUUUUCCCUCAUCAAUUCUCGACUAUACUCGAAGUCGAUUACGACACGCCGUAUGACAGGCAUGUCAUUAUAGAAGAGAGCUUUGACACACGCAAUGUCAGGCGGAAAGUUCCCAAGAUCGAAGAUUCGUUCGGCGAUCGAAUAAUGAGUCAACUAUCGUCCAAGCUUCAGAAUAGACACGCUGCUAAAGAAGACACCGAGGGUGUCAUUAAUCGAGGAUAUACGUCGCACGAACCGUCUGAAUUCGCGCAAGAAAUUGGCGAUGAGCCUAACAAGAGUAAUUGGUCCUAUCCAUUUCCGCCAGCCUCGCGAAGACCCGUAAAUGGCUGAUAUAUUUCAGACAACAUUAAUUGAAAUUUGUGAAAUGCCAUUAAAUAUUUCAAUCUAUUUUAUAUA
This is a messenger RNA of Camponotus floridanus (Florida carpenter ant), 1571 nucleotides long. It is a transcript of the gene mol, whose product is annotated as dual oxidase maturation factor 1. NCBI's taxonomy places the organism in Eukaryota, Metazoa, Arthropoda, Insecta, Hymenoptera, Formicidae. Gene Ontology annotation, cellular component: endoplasmic reticulum membrane. The record is from RefSeq and is a predicted model, not a curated record. The transcript is spliced from 8 exons. The coding region runs from base 339 to 1505 and encodes 388 amino acids. Gene Ontology annotation, biological process: protein transport.